UGUGACCUCUGUGCUUUUGGAGCGCGCACAGCCGGAGGUCUCGCCGCAGAACCGCGCUUGUCCUACACAAUCCCGUGCUUCCGACAUGGCUGCAGGCAAAGACUCGGAGACUCCCUUCUCCCUGGACUCGUACCACGUCUCAGAGGAGCUGGGCUUCAUUCUGCCAGACCCCCUGCACCAGCUCCCAGCCUACUACCAACCGUGGAUGGAUGUCGCCCGCCGAGUCCCAGAGUUUGUUCUCGCACACGAGCUGCGUUUUCACGUCAACAAGAUGCCGCAGCUGAGCGUCCAGUUUCUGCAGAAACACCGCCAACUGCGGCUGGCACACCUGGCCCUCGGCGUCAUGGCGAUGGGAUACGUUUGGCAGGAGGGGGAGCAAGACACAGUUGAGGUGCUGCCGCGUGCUCUGGCCGUUCCGUACUGGGAGGUUUCCCAACGUUUAGGACUUCCUCCGAUCCUCACCCACGCUGAUGCGGUCCUGGCGAACUGGCGGAAGAAGGAUCCAGAAGGCCCCUUAGAGCUGCGGAACUUGGAGCUGCUGGUCAGCAUCCCCGGCGGGGAAAGUGUGCGAGGAUUCUUCAUCGUCACGCUCAUGGUGGAGCAAGCAGCCAUUCCUGCUCUGAGGAACAUUCCUAAAGUGAUCAACGGUGUCAGACGUGGUGAUGCUAAAGCUGUGGCCGAGGCCUUGGAGGUGAUGGGCCAGUCCAUAGACAGCAUGGCAGUGUGCCUCAAACUAAUGCAAGUGCAUGUGGAGCCGUCUGUGUUCUAUGGCAUCAUGAGGAUCUUCCUGUCCGGGUGGAAAGACAAUCCAUGCAUGGCGAAAGGUUUGGUUUACGAGGGCGUCCAGACAGAACCCAUGGAAUAUUCCGGUGGCAGCGCCGCACAGAGCAGCCUACUGCACUGUUUUGAUGAACUCCUGGGAGUCGAACACGCGGACAAAAGCGGUGCUUUCCUGGCCCGCAUGCGGAGCUACAUGUUGCCCGCUCACAGACAACUCAUCCGGGACAUCUCGACGCGACCCCGCCUGAGAACCUUCGUGCGGCGUCACGCCGACGAGCGCCUGACCGAGGCCUUCCAGGGCUGCGUGGGCAAACUGUUAGCCCUGCGCGGCUGCCACAUCGCCGUGGUGACCCGCUUCAUCACCAUCCCCGCCGCCAGGGCCCGGCGGCCGCGGGACCGGAGCGAGGCGGAGGUGCUCGGCCGGGCCCCCGCCGGGCUGCAGGAGCGCGGCACGGGCGGCUCCGGCAUCAUGAGCUUCUUGAAGACCGUGAGGGAUCAGACGAGGGACGCCCUGCUGCCCGCGACGAGCAGAGAGGCGAAGCGCCCCGGCGACGUCUCAUAAAACUGGCAGUUAAUCGCCCUUGAUUGGAUAAGUCAUUAAAAAAAGAUUGGAAAGGUGAGAGGCCAUUUUUGUGAUUGGCUCGUUCGAACGUUUAUGUCGGUAAACAAGCCUGAGGGGUACCUACUAGAGAUGCGCGGAUAGGCAAUUAUAUCAUCCGCAUCCGCAUCACCAAAGUCGUCAUCCACCCGCCGUCCACCCGAACCAACAUUUAAUCAGGACCGUACCCGCCCGCCAAAGUACAUCAGUGGUUGGCCACCUUUACCACUCACAGAGCUAUUUAAACCUGUUUCACAGAGUAAUGAAGUCAAUUGGAGCCGCUAACGUUCUCGCGACAUUGCAAUAGCUGUCAUCCUGAUGACAAGAAUAAGGGUAUGCUGUGAAACCAUUGCCUUUGACACCUUCAACAACAUGUACGAACCAACUGUUGGUCCAGCAACAUGUUGUGUGUAGCUUCCACAAUCACACGUAUGAGAUUGAAAGGCAGACUGGGUGAUACAGAGGACACUGAUGGUUGUGAUAUAAACAACUUUAACACUUACUAAUAUGCGCCAGGUUGUGAAGCCCAAACAUACAAGAUUGACAAACACAUUCGGCCACAGCAUGGGGGUACCUAAUGAAGUGGCCCAUAGCAUGGCUGCCUUAUUAGCAUCGCCGGUAAAAUGUGCGGACCAAACGAUCAGGACUUUCGCAUCUUGUGACACUGGAGCUACUUAAAUGCGUCGAUUGGUAAGUGUUUGUUUCGCAUAACAUUUUGGUAUCUAGUUUCAAAUGUACAUACAGCUAGCGUAAAUAGCAUGUUAGCAUCGAUUAGCGUAGCAUGUUAGCAUCGAUUAGCUGGCAGUCAUGCUGCGACCAAAUUUGUCUGAUUAGCACGUAAGUCGACAACAUCAACAAAACUCACCUUUGUGAUUUCGUUGACUUAAUCGCUGCAAAUGCAUCAGCAGGUUAUCCAUUUGACCACAUAUGAGGUCCUCUCCAAGGUUUCUCAUAGUCAUCAUUGUCGACGUCCCACUGGGGUGAGUUUUUCCUUGCCCUUAUGUGGGCUCUACCGAGGAUGUCGUGGUGGUUUGUGCAGCCCUUUGAGACACUUGUGA
Nerophis ophidion (straightnose pipefish) is the source of this 2436-nucleotide messenger RNA. RefSeq names its product indoleamine 2,3-dioxygenase 1 (gene ido1). Bases 86 to 1342 code for a protein of 418 amino acids. The transcript has 10 exons. Lineage: Eukaryota; Metazoa; Chordata; Actinopteri; Syngnathiformes; Syngnathidae. Gene Ontology annotation, biological process: 'de novo' NAD+ biosynthetic process from L-tryptophan. Gene Ontology annotation, molecular function: L-tryptophan 2,3-dioxygenase activity; metal ion binding; heme binding. Gene Ontology annotation, cellular component: cytoplasm. The record is from RefSeq and is a predicted model, not a curated record.